GCACAUAACCUCCCCCACCCCAUCCUUCAGCACGCGCACGUCGUGCGUCGACGAUCCCGCCAGCACCUCAUUCUCGAAGUCGACAUCCCAGUCAAAGUGCACAUGCUGGCUCGCAACCGCCAGAUAGUUUGACUGCGUCGUCGGGUCCACGUCCGCGGUCGCCAGCGUCGUGAUGCCUGCGCUCGCCAUGCUCUUCGCUUGCUUGGUCCUGAGGGCGCUUAACGGGAAGGAUGUGGUAGUCGGAAGCAAGGCGCGGCCGUGCCGGUAUCGGGCGAUCAGGAGGCGCGCAAAUGCUCCAUGUGGUGUCGCGCGCCGAGGUCCGAGUCGCGCGACCCACAGCCCGGGACUUGCGGCCGGGUCUUGAGGGAGGCGCCGCGGAAAGACGCGCAGCAUGAGACUGGGACGGAGGCGCUGGUCGUCGUCGUGGUCAACGGGGGAGCUGCCGUCGCCGUCCGCGUCGGCGGCGGCGUGUCCGAGGGCGUCGAGAUGUCGAUUUGCCCGGUUUCGGGGCGGGCGCUUAUCCCACGUGGGCCCGGAUCAGAAGUGUCUGCGCCGCCAUUCCCGCUGCUCGUCUUGCUCACCACGUUCGAGCAUUCGAAUACGGGGUCUGAAUGCUCAUCGGUCGUUUCAUCUCCUUCUCAGAGGGUUUUGUGCACUGAAAGUGGAGAGGACAUCCCAAUUAACAAGGGGAGCAGGUCUAUCUAACCCCAACGUUAUGGAGCAGUACAAAGUCGAAAGCGGGUCUGCCAAGAUCAUCUGUGGAUGGGAUGACCGCACAGUCAUACAACAUACGCGUAUUGAAGUGCUCCACUUCGGCCAUUUUCGCUGAUUAUCCUGGUCACGGUUAACGGCAAGCCAGCUAGUGAGCAGGCAGCAAUAUACAAGCGGCCCACCCUCGUAUCCAGCCUCGCGUUCCGGCGGCUGUAUGGAGGCUCGAAAAGGAGGAGGCGGCUGCAGCAAGGCAGCAAGCGAACUUCUUCGGCGCCUAUCCCCGGCGGGACGUCGUUCGCCCCCGCCCAUGCACCUUCCGCGCUGAAGCAAUGGAAGGAUCAGUAGACCCAAAUUGGACCGCGCAGACGAGCCGAGAGGCCUCCAGUCUCGGGCAUGGCUGCAAUGACGCCCUCUCUCCUCCUAAUUGGAAGCCGGCAUAGGCGGAGGGUGCGCAGGCGAUCGUAGUCUUACCAAGGACCAGUCGUGACCACU
Schizophyllum commune H4-8 is the source of this 1203-nucleotide messenger RNA. RefSeq lists its product as uncharacterized. NCBI's taxonomy places the organism in Eukaryota, Fungi, Basidiomycota, Agaricomycetes, Agaricales, Schizophyllaceae. The record is from RefSeq and is a predicted model, not a curated record. The transcript has 2 exons. The coding region runs from base 392 to 829 and encodes 145 amino acids.